CAGGGAGGGAGUUGCUUUCCGGUAAUAGCAAAGGAACGUGAUACUGAAUGAAAGCGCACCAACAGCAUCUUCAUUAGUCGGAGCCUGACUCUUUCUGCUUAAUGUUGGUUUCUUUGUCAUCAGGUCUGCUAAAAAAUGACAGAAUAUAAACUUGUUGUCGUUGGAGCUGGUGGUGUAGGCAAGAGCGCCUUGACAAUACAGCUAAUUCAGAAUCACUUUGUGGAUGAAUAUGACCCUACAAUAGAGGAUUCCUACAGGAAGCAAGUAGUAAUCGAUGGAGAAACAUGUCUCUUGGAUAUUCUUGAUACAGCAGGUCAAGAAGAAUACAGUGCAAUGAGGGACCAAUAUAUGAGAACAGGAGAAGGGUUCCUGUGUGUAUUUGCUAUAAACAAUACGAAGUCUUUUGAAGAUAUUCACCAUUAUAGGGAACAAAUAAAGAGAGUUAAAGACUCUGAAGAUGUCCCCAUGGUGCUAGUAGGAAACAAAUGUGAUUUGCCUUCCAGAACAGUAGAUACAAAACAAGCUCAGGAUUUAGCAAGAAGUUAUGGAAUUCCUUUCAUUGAAACAUCAGCAAAGACAAGACAGGGUGUUGAUGAUGCCUUCUAUACGUUAGUUCGAGAAAUCAGAAAACACAAAGAGAAGAUGAGCAAAGAUGGUAAAAAGAAGAAAAAGAAGACAAAGACAAAGUGUAUAAUUAUGUAAAUACCGUUUAUGCUUAUUCUUAAGAAGUACUUAAGUAAUUUUUGUACAUUACACUAAAUUAUUAGCAUUUGUUUUAGCAUUACGUUACUUUCUGCUUCAUGAUCCUGUUAGCUUUACCUGAAUGCUUGUUUUAAAUGACAGUGGAAACUUCAUUCCUCUUAAAGUGCCAGUAUUCUUUGACUGUUGGUUCUUGAACUAGCAAUGCCUGUGAAAAAAAGCAACAAAAAAAAAACACACACAAAAACCUGAGAACUGUCUUAGGAUUCUUUGGUGCAUGCACAGUUGCUAACUUCCUAUUUUUCUUACUGAUUGUGAACUGUUCUGUGUGCAAACCAAACAAUGAAACGAUGCGCUACACAUUCUAACAUCCCCUUUAAUUUUCUGGUUUUUAAACCUGGUUGGGAAAAAGGACUAGUUAGCAAAAGAGACUUUCAUUUCAGCCUUUCUUUUUAUUUUAGACUGACUGCAAUAUAGAAAGACCAGAAGCCUUUAUAGUCUUCCUGUAGAUUUUGCUUCUAGGCAUCUAGUCUUGUAGCAUUUCAAAUCAACUUUAAUGAAUGUAAAGAUAAAAUUUUCACAAAAAAAAUUUUUCACCGCAAUUUGUCACGGUCACUCCUUAAAUACUCUAUUUUUUCUAUAAAAAAAGAAAAAUUA
Messenger RNA from Charadrius vociferus (killdeer), 1356 nucleotides. It is a transcript of the gene KRAS, whose product is annotated as Kirsten rat sarcoma viral oncogene homolog. Gene Ontology annotation, cellular component: plasma membrane. The transcript is spliced from 4 exons. Gene Ontology annotation, biological process: Ras protein signal transduction. The record is from RefSeq and is a predicted model, not a curated record. The coding region runs from base 136 to 702 and encodes 188 amino acids. Gene Ontology annotation, molecular function: GDP binding; GTPase activity; GTP binding. NCBI's taxonomy places the organism in Eukaryota, Metazoa, Chordata, Aves, Charadriiformes, Charadriidae.